AUGGAUACAGUGUCUGCAUUGAAUUCAAGUAAUUCAACAUCGGCCAAAUUCGAUACCAGCUUCGCGUGGUUCCUCGCCUUCAUGCUCGUGACAGUCUUCCUCCUCUUCGUCCUCCUAACUGUGAUUUGCAUCCUCGCCUACUUUGUCUACCGACUGCGCCGACAAUCGGCAUGUCUUCCAUCUGGUCUUGAUGCCGAUGGGGACGUAAUCUACGGCUUCUCCAACAAACAUGCUGAGUUCAUAGAAUGCCGGAGCAGUGUCCCAGCCAGUAAUGCCUCACUCACAGAUCCCUGGAACACACGCUUGGGAAGGAGUGUGGAGUACUGCGACUGCCACCUCUUGCACAGAGAAGAGUUUGAGCGCCGACGAGAUAACCUUUUGAGACGAGGAGUUCAAUUUCACACUUAUCCCAAGGUCGGAGUUCCUGUGACGCACAAUGGAUGGAUGCAAAGGGUGCUCUCGCAACCAGCCCCCUUGUACCUCGCUGGGUGGGCUGGCCUUUUAGGCCAAGCCAAUAGCCCAGGCACCUUCUCUGCGCUGAAUAUAUAUUCUGCCCCAGUAUUGUGUCUUCUUUCGUCUUCAGGGAGUCUCAGGACGCUACAACCGUAUAUAAUAAGUUGA
Echinococcus granulosus is the source of this 621-nucleotide messenger RNA. RefSeq lists its product as hypothetical. The coding region runs from base 1 to 621 and encodes 206 amino acids. Lineage: Eukaryota; Metazoa; Platyhelminthes; Cestoda; Cyclophyllidea; Taeniidae. The transcript is spliced from 2 exons. The record is from RefSeq and is a predicted model, not a curated record.